UGUUUUGUGUUCAACUCUUUCUCAGCUUCAACUUCUUGCUCUCUCUGUUAAAGGUUCGGUAAGCCGUAUCGGACUUGGUUCGUAGAAGCCGGAGUUGCCAUGUCCGAUUUCUAUACCUCGACUCACCGUGCCAGGUGGAUCUUCUCUCCUCAGGAGCUGGUUGACAAAUACAAAGCUGCUAACCAGAGAGCUAUUCAAACUUUGGAGAAGUAUGGAGCUACACUAAUGGAAGUAGAUGUUGAUGGGUCACUGUCUUUCCCUGAGCCUCAAGUUAAAGAGAAUGCAGACAAGCAUUCUCGUUCAAAACCCCUUAAUAUUGAAGAAGAGCACUUUAUUCGAGUGUUCUAUGAGAAUAAACUCCAAGAAGUUUGUAACAACUUUCAUUUUCCUCAUAAAAUUCAGGCAACAGCUCUCAUAUAUUUCAAAAGGUUUUUUCUGCAAUGGUCAGUUAUGCAACAUCAUCCAAAAAACAUAAUGCUGACCUGUAUAUAUGCAGCAUGUAAGAUAGAAGAAAAUCAUGUAUCAGCAGAGGAGCUUGGUAAGGGAAUCUCCCAGGAUCAUCAAAUGAUACUCAAUAAUGAGAUGAUAAUUUAUCAGAGUCUCGAUUUUGAUCUUAUUGUUUAUGCACCCUAUCGAUCUGUUCAAGGCUUCAUUAAUGAUAUGGAGGAAUUUUGUGGAUCAGUGGAUGAUCAGCUUCAAGGGUUGACGAAUUUGCAUGAAUCUGCAAAAAUGGAUGUUGAUAAGAUCAUGCUCACUGAUGCUCCACUUCUGUUCCCUCCUGGACAGCUGGCAUUGGCUGCUUUGCGUAGUUCAAAUGGGGUGCAUAAAAUUAUAGACUUUGAGAGAUAUCUAACGAGAAUUCUUAGCCGUCAGAACACUGAACACACUAGUUCAGAGCUCAUUGAAUCUCUAAAUGCAAUAGACUCUUGGGUAAGGAAAUACAAGUUUCCUUCAGAAAAGGAUCUGAAGCACAUCAAUCGUAAACUGAAGUCUUGUUGGGGUCUCAGCUCGCACGAUGAUAGCAAGAAACGUGAGAAGAAAUCAAAGCAUAAGUUGAAGAAGAAUUCAAAUGAGCAAACCUUACCUUCUCUUAACGAAUAGUAAACUAGCGUGUUUGAUCCUCACCUCUUCUAAUUGGCCUGUUGUUGGUGUGGAGAUGAGUCUUCAAGUUGAUGCUUCUAUUGUUGAUAACUUUACUGGUCUUGGUUUGGUUCAGCGAAGUGUUGAGGAUUCGAAGGCGGUCGUUGGGAUGCACUGCUGCUUUGUUGGUAGUGUUUUGGAAGUAGAAUUCUUGGCCAUUAAACACACUCUUUUGCUAGCUUGUGAAGAGGGGAUACACUCUGUAUUUGUGGAAUUGAAUUCGUCCUUAGCAGUUUAGGCUCUUGUUUCUAGAGAGCUUUCCUUUGUUUGGGGCUCUUACCUAAUUUUUAAAGAAUAUCUUACUGUGAUUCAUAAGUUUGUUUUUGUGUUCUUUAAAUUUAUUCCUUGCGUGUAUAACUUUGUUACUGAUCGCAUGUUGGGUUUUGUGCCCUAAAUAAAACCUAUUUUAAUAUAAUCAGAUUUACUAAUUAAUAAA
Molecule: messenger RNA, 1576 nt
Organism: Cannabis sativa
Lineage: Eukaryota; Viridiplantae; Streptophyta; Magnoliopsida; Rosales; Cannabaceae
Product: cyclin-H1-1
Exons: 15
Coding region: 100-1101 (333 amino acids)
Biological process (GO): regulation of transcription by RNA polymerase II; regulation of cyclin-dependent protein serine/threonine kinase activity
Cellular component (GO): transcription factor TFIIK complex; nucleus
Molecular function (GO): cyclin-dependent protein serine/threonine kinase regulator activity
Source: RefSeq, a predicted model, not a curated record